AUGCGGUGGCCGUGGCCUCUGGCCAUCUCUCUCGCCGUGGCGUUAGCGGCGGGUCCCGGCAGGGUCCCCGGGGGCGUCCCCCUGCGCCGGGGCGGUCGACAGGCCGCGACCCAGGAGCAGCCGAGCCGGUCCAGGCGUGGCACCGAGGAGGAGGAGGAGGCCAAGGGGGUGCAGCAGUAUGUGCCCGAGGAGUGGGCUGAGUACCCCCGGCCCAUCCGCCCCACCGGGCCGCAGCCCACCGAGCCCCAGGUGGCCGCCAGCGCCCACCCGGACUGGGCUGUGGUCCCUGGGGGCAGCCGGCAGGAGCCUCGGGGCAACACGACGGGGACGCCGGGCCGGCGGCUGCAGAUCCAGAACCCCCUGUACCCGGUGACGGAGAGCUCCUACGGGGCCUACACCGUGCUGCUCCUGGCCCUGCUGCUGUUUGCCGUGGGCAUCGUGGGCAACCUGGCAGUCAUGUGCAUCGUGUGGCACAGCUACUACCUGAAGAGCGCCUGGAACUCCAUCCUCGCCAGCCUGGCCCUCUGGGACUUUCUGGUCCUCUUCUUCUGUCUCCCUGUCAUCAUCUUCCACGAGAUCACCAAGCAGAGGCUGCUGGGUGACGUGUCUUGCCGGGCUGUGCCCUUCGUGGAGGUCUCCUCUCUAGGCGUCACCACCUUCAGCCUCUGCGCCCUGGGCAUUGACCGCUUCCACGUGGCCACCAGCACCCUGCCCAAGGCCAGGCCCAUCGAGCCGUGCCCGUCCAUCCUGGCCAAGCUGGCGGUCAUCUGGGUGGGCUCCAUGACGCUGGCUGUGCCCGAGCUCCUGCUCUGGCAGCUGGUGCAGGAGCCUGGCCCCGCUGCGGGCCCUGUGGACGCGUGCGUCAUGAAGCCCUCGGCCCGCCUGCCUGAGUCGCUCUACUCGCUGGUCUUGACCUACCAGAACGCCCGAAUGUGGUGGUCCUUCGGCUGCUACUUCUGCCUGCCCGUCCUCUUCACGGUCACCUGCCAGCUGGUGACGUGGCGGGUGUGGGGCCCGCCCGGCAGAAAGCCAGAGUGCCGGCCGGGCCAGCAGGAGCAGCGCGAGGGCCAGCUCAGCAGCACCGUGGUGGGCCUGACCGCCGUCUACGCCCUCUGCACCCUCCCCGAGAACGUGUGCAGCGUCGUGGCCGCCUACCUCUCGGCCACGCUCACCCGCCAGACCCUGGACCUCCUGGGCCUGGUGGGCCAGUUCGCCACCUUCCUCAAGGCCGCCGUCACGCCCGUGCUCCUCCUGUGCGUGUGCCGGCCGCUGGGCCGCGCGUUCCUGGACUGUUGCUGCUGCUGUUGCUGCGAGGGCUGCGGCGGGGCGGCGGCCACCGACGGCCCUGAUGCCAAGCUCCAGACGGGGCUGUCCGCCUCUGUCUACUUCCACAAGCCCCGGGAGGCGCCACCGCUCCUGGCCCUGGGCACGCCCUGCUGA
This is a messenger RNA of Eubalaena glacialis (North Atlantic right whale), 1440 nucleotides long. It is a transcript of the gene GPR37L1, whose product is annotated as G protein-coupled receptor 37 like 1. Gene Ontology annotation, biological process: adenylate cyclase-inhibiting G protein-coupled receptor signaling pathway; positive regulation of MAPK cascade. The transcript is spliced from 2 exons. The record is from RefSeq and is a predicted model, not a curated record. Gene Ontology annotation, cellular component: plasma membrane; signaling receptor complex. Lineage: Eukaryota; Metazoa; Chordata; Mammalia; Artiodactyla; Balaenidae. The coding region runs from base 1 to 1440 and encodes 479 amino acids. Gene Ontology annotation, molecular function: G protein-coupled peptide receptor activity.